Messenger RNA from Endocarpon pusillum Z07020, 612 nucleotides. RefSeq lists its product as uncharacterized. Gene Ontology annotation, molecular function: protein heterodimerization activity. Bases 1 to 612 code for a protein of 203 amino acids. NCBI's taxonomy places the organism in Eukaryota, Fungi, Ascomycota, Eurotiomycetes, Verrucariales, Verrucariaceae. Gene Ontology annotation, cellular component: nucleus; CHRAC. The record is from RefSeq and is a predicted model, not a curated record. The transcript is spliced from 4 exons.
AUGCCUUACAACAACACGGCUAUUCCACCGCCUGACGAGAUAACUGGCACGUCUGCUUUGCCACUUGCAAGAGUGAAGAAGAUCAUUGCAAUGGAUGAAGACCUCGUCCAAUGCUCUAACAGUGCUGCUUUUGCCAUAUCAGUAGCUACGGAGAACUUCAUUAGAUAUUUGACGGAGCAAGCCCACAAUGUUGUCAAGGCUGAACGGAAACCACGGCGGAAUAUUCAAUACAAAGACUUUGCCAACGCUGUUGCUCGCAUUGACAACCUCGACUUCCUUGCGGAUGUGAUUCCAAAGACAACGACGUACAAACAAUUCAAGGAGAAGAGGGCCAGAGAAGAGGCCGCCUCUGCUGCUCUGGUUCCAGUAGCACCGGGCCAAACAACGCUGCAGAACGGAUUUGGGGGCGCAGUACCAAUUGGACACCUCGACCCUCAUCCCGAUAGAUCGUCAAGAGAGGAAAGCAAUGGAGUUUCGUCCAGCCAGAAGCUGCCAUUUCCGAUGAAUCGAAGCCCAGUCGCUGAUCGGACGUUGCACACGUCGGUGCAUGGCCAUCCGCCGCCUUUGAUGCAGCGAGAUGUCGAGAUGGAGGACGGAGGUAUCUCACGAUGA